Messenger RNA from Trichoderma breve, 1578 nucleotides. RefSeq names its product acetyltransferase (GNAT) domain-containing protein. The coding region runs from base 1 to 1578 and encodes 525 amino acids. NCBI's taxonomy places the organism in Eukaryota, Fungi, Ascomycota, Sordariomycetes, Hypocreales, Hypocreaceae. The record is from RefSeq and is a predicted model, not a curated record. The transcript has 2 exons.
AUGGCGCCGCAGCUGCUGCAUCUGCCAGAUGGCCAGACCUUCACCGUCACGCCCGUCUUCGCCGGGCUGGGCUUCAAGAGCCACGAGAUGAACAUGCACCCCAAUGCCUUCCCCAUCGGCUGGAACGUCGUCCUGCACACCGAAGAAGAAGUUGAAUCGCCAUUUGCCGCCGCCGACAACGACGCAGAAGAUCUACCCUCGGAUCCUUCACGGCCGCCCUCGCGUAAGACUCGAGUACAUCCCUUUAUUCGCCCGACGCUGCAAAACGACACCCUCUUCAUCUCGUCCAUCUCGAACCCGUCCAACUCCGACUUCAAGCCUGCUGCUAGUCCAACGAGGCAGAUUGCCAUGAUGAUGUGGGUGACGUUGUACUGGUACUUUCACCAGCCGCAGCCUCUCCCACAGCUUCAUACCGAGGCGGCGAAGGAUACACCGGACAAUGCGAAGCCCAAUGGCGAGUGGAGGAUCAACAUCAAGCGGGAGGGCGUGCUUCGCGGGCGCAAUUUGAUUCCUAAGCUGGAGCGCAUGGGCCUGAUUGCCGCUGGCGAUACUUCAUGCGGCACCGGCCUCGACGAUAGCGGCGAUGAGUGGGCGCGCAUGUAUGUCUCGAGACGCAUGUUCUGGCAGAUCCCCGGCCACCUGUUCCUCUUUACGCUGCAACCGACACAAAAGGCCAACUCGUCCGUCCCUGGAUCGCCCGUGAAUAGUCGUCCGAGCUCUCCCGUGCGAGGCGAGUCUUCCUUUACCCACUAUCUGUCCAUUGAUGGCCUCACUCGUCUCGAUAGCGACCUGCCGGGCGGGCCUAUGCCGACCAGCGUUCCUCAGACCCCUGCCGUUCCAAUUGGGCCCUUUUAUUCGACCUCGCAUCUCCCGACGUACUUUCCUCCUCCUCCGCUGCAGUACACCUUCUCAGACGGCGUUCGACAUCCCGUGCGGCCGAAGCCUCAUAGAAUGGGAGAGAUCUUCUACUCACGCUUCGUCCCUAGUGUUGGCAAAUACCUGUCAUUCCGCGUCGCCUCCACGUCAACCAAGCCAGUGCCGUAUCUGGGCCCCGUUGGGAGCAGUAACAAUUCCCAGGAGCACGCACACUUGACCGGCAUGACGGACAUUGAGCUUCUGAAGAUGUGGAUGGCGAAGCCCCGCGUCAGCGAGUUCUGGGGCGAAUACAAGCCCGGGUUUUUGGAGGGCGUGCUCAAGCUGCGGCACUCGUUUCCCGUCAUCGCCUCGUGGGAUGGUAUUCCCUUUGGAUACUUUGAGAUUUACUGGGUGAAGGAGGAUAUUCUCGGACGGCACUUGGCGAAUGUUGCGGGGGACUUUGAUCGUGGGAUACAUGUCUUUGUUGGUGAGGAGUGGGCGAGGGGUCGAGUGCCGCAGUGGUUGACGAGUCUUGUGCAUUGGUGCUUUAUAGCUGAUAACCGGACUAUGAGCGUGUGUCUGGAGCCGCGGGUUGAUAACGAGAGGAUGCUGCGGCAUUUGGAUGAGGCGGGCUUUGGCAAGGAGAGGCAGAUUUCGUUUCCGCAUAAACAGUCGUGGUAUGUCAGGCUGUGGCGGGAUACGUGGGAGGGGCCAGCAUUCUGA